GAGAGCUCUCGCGAGAUCGCGGGGUGCGUGCACAGGGCCUGCUGCUUCCGGCCGGGGGGGAGGGGGGUCGGUGCAGAGUCAGCUGGGGAGGGGGCGGCAGGAAGAGCGCGAGCCGGAGCCGGAGCAGGCAGGAACCGGCCUCGACGCCAGGAGCGCACCGCGAGCGAGCCGGCCCCGGGAGCCCCUGCACGGCGCCCCCGUCACCGCCAUGGGCAACAUCUUCGGGAACCUGCUGAAGAGCCUGAUCGGCAAGAAGGAGAUGCGCAUCCUGAUGGUGGGGCUGGACGCGGCCGGGAAGACCACCAUCCUCUACAAGCUGAAGCUGGGCGAGAUCGUCACCACUAUCCCCACCAUAGGGUUCAACGUGGAGACUGUCGAGUACAAGAACAUCAGCUUCACCGUGUGGGACGUGGGCGGCCAGGACAAGAUCCGGCCCCUGUGGCGGCACUACUUCCAGAACACCCAGGGGCUGAUCUUUGUGGUGGACAGCAACGACCGGGAGCGGGUGAACGAGGCGCGUGAGGAGCUGAUGCGGAUGCUGGCCGAGGACGAGCUGCGGGACGCCGUGCUCCUCGUCUUCGCCAACAAGCAGGACCUGCCCAACGCCAUGAACGCGGCGGAGAUCACGGACAAGCUGGGCUUGCACUCCCUGCGCCAUCGCAACUGGUACAUCCAGGCCACGUGCGCCACCAGCGGGGACGGGCUCUACGAGGGCCUGGACUGGCUGGCCAACCAGCUGAAGAACAAGAAGUGAGCGAGAGCCACCCCGCGCUGCGAGGGGCCGGGCGGAGCCGCCCCUCUCCCCACCCCCUCUCAGGCUGGCAGGACCCGUCGGCCGCCCGCGCGGGGCUGCGUGGGUCUCUUCCCCCCUCCCCAGCUCGUUGGGUUUUGCUUUCGUUCCGGCACCGGUUGCUGUGGGUUUGAUUCGGGGUCUCGGUUCUGGUGCCCCCCGCCCCCGAGGUUUGCACGGAUCUCUGUGUGUGCGCGUGUGUGAUGAAUAGAUAGAUAUAUAAAUAUAUAGGGGGGUGGGGGGCAUCUGCUUCCGUGCUGGGGCAGGCCCCCUGCUGCCCAGGGCUGGAGGGGGCGGGGGGGGGCACACGGACGGACCCGCGUGUGGCAGUGGCCUUUCUUUUGUGUUGUUUUUAUGUUGUUCUUGGUGCCCUGUGACGUGAGUCUAAACACGGAGGAGAAUUCCUCAAGGCAGCUUUAAGCUUCUGUGUGGGGGGGCUGCCUGGUCUGGGCGGGGGGGGGGCACUGCAGGGGGAGGGGGCAGCUGGGGGAGUCGGUUCUGGGUCUCAUCACUUUCCAUCUUUCAUGGAGGGGGGAAAUUUGGAAUCACUUGCUAGGGCAGCGCCCCCUGCUGGCAACGUGGCCCUUUCCCCUCUCCCUGGGCGGGGGUGUGUGGAUUCAGUGGCAGAAUCGGGACCAGGGUGGAAAUUGCCACUCAGCCUCGCACCCCGCCCCCCUCCCCCAGGGUUUCAGAAGCUGCCGGCCCCUUAUCCAGCCCCAGCUUCCCUGUGUCUCCACUGGGGCAGUGCCCCGAAGGCACCCACAGCUGUUAAGUGACCCCCCCCACCCCCCCACCGAGGUCACCCCAGAGCAAAACGAAGCUCAGCAGGGCCCUGCUGCAGGGGCCCGGGUCCCCCCCUGUCCCCUCCCCUGACACCAAAUCAUGUCACUUCAAGAGGCAGGAUUCCUCCCCCUGCAGCAGCCCCCCGCCUCUGCAGCGGGGGGGUCACUCCCAUUAUCACAACCGCUUGCUGUGGGGACACCCCGAGAGGCGCCUGCUGGGCUGAGCAGGGGUUUAGGGGAGACACAUCAGGGACCGCUGCCCCCCAGGACUUACCCAUAGCAGAAGGAUGGUAGCCCUGCGGAUCCUGUCCCCCAGAGGCGAGUGGUGGGAGCCCGUUAGCUCAGUUUGGGCUGGGUAAUUAGCGGCUGUUCCUCGGUGGGCUGGUUGGCAAGGGGUAUGUUAAUUUUUUCUUUGCACCCCCCCCCCCCCCAUCCCUCUUCCCCAAGAUGGAGGGAAAUUGGGCCUCACCCACUCCCCCCAGCUUGGAGAGCCACCUAACCAGCCAGCAGGGGGGAGCGAUUAGCAAGUGACGCCAGCGCCUUGAGUGUCCCCUUGUUCCCCCCCACCCCGCGCAGCACAGUGAUUGUAACGAGAACAUCCCCCCCCCCCCACCUCCCCGCCCCGGGCGGGCGGACAUACUGUCAGCUCCUCCCCAGCACAUGUAUUUAUACCCCCCACCCCCCGGUCUGUGCUUGGUGUGACAUGUUGCCCGUGGUUCUGCCCUGGGACGUGGCCCGUGUGUAUAGCACCACCUGCCCCCCCCCCCGGCUCUCGAGUGUUGGAUACACGCGGACUCCUGUACCCCCAUUGAAUAUGAAACAUGUUUUAUGUAACGCUG
This is a messenger RNA of Chelonia mydas (Green sea turtle), 2411 nucleotides long. It is a transcript of the gene ARF3, whose product is annotated as ADP ribosylation factor 3. The coding region runs from base 209 to 754 and encodes 181 amino acids. The record is from RefSeq and is a predicted model, not a curated record. Gene Ontology annotation, molecular function: GTP binding; GTPase activity. The transcript is spliced from 5 exons. Gene Ontology annotation, cellular component: plasma membrane; cytoplasm. Gene Ontology annotation, biological process: vesicle-mediated transport; intracellular protein transport. Lineage: Eukaryota; Metazoa; Chordata; Testudines; Cheloniidae.